AGACAGGCCAAGAACGAAAAAAAGAAAACACGACAAAGGCGAUGAACACGAAAUCAAACGAGCAAGCAGCUCCUGCGGGCUGCAGAAGUCUCCACCGGCCUCCGGCGAGAUACGUCUUCUGCGCGCUGGCCGCGGCGGGCAACAUGCUCAACUUCACGCUCAAGGCCAGCCUGUCCGUGGCCAUCGUCGCCAUGGUGGACCGCCAGGUCGACUCCGGCCAGGGACAGCUUCAGCCGGUCAACUCCACCGCGACCCCGCGAGAGGGCUACGACUGGGACGAGAUGACGCAGAGCUACGCGCUGGCGGGGCUGUCCUACGGCAGCCUGCUGUCCUGCGUGUUGGGGGCGCGCCUGGCCGAGCUGCUGGGCCCGCGCCUCGUCAGCGGACCGUCCCUGGGCGUCGCGGCGCUUCUCCACGUGCUGUGUCCUCUGGCGGCAGGCGGCGGCGUCGGCGUCUUCGUCGCCAUGCGCGUGCUGCAGGGAGUGUUCGUGGGAGCCUACGCCCCAGGUGUCAGUACCUUGUUGCUACGGUGGGUUCCAUUGCAAGAAAGGGGGCUCAUGGUCAGCAUAAUUUUCUCAGCGACAAACGUAGGCAUUCUAGUCUCUAUGGCCUUGACGGGGAAAAUUUGCACUGUCUGGGGUUGGCCAGCUGUGUUCUACUUCUACGGCGGACUGGGGUGUCUCUGGACAGUUCUGUGGUUGCUGUUUGUCUACAACACGCCCGGCGACCACCCUAGGAUAUCCGCGGAAGAGAAUGACUACAUUCUAGCCAAUGUGGCGCCCGAAUCAAAGGUGACAUUUCCUGUUCCAUGGAUAAGCAUAUGCACGUCGCUACCAGUGUGGUCUUUCGUAGCGGUUAAAGUUGGAGUCGUGUAUUUACUGUACAUGUUCCUCAACGAACUGCCUACCUACAUGAAGAACAUUCUGAACUUCGACCUCGCAAGUUCCGGAUAUCUGUCAGCCGUACCGUAUGUGUUCUCCUUGGUGACUAACCUAAUGCUGGGAAGUGCCUCACAGUGGCUUCGAUCAAAAGGCUACCUCUCACACUUAACCGCUUACAAAAUAUUCAACGGUCUAGCCAUGCUGGGCCCGGCGGCCAUGAUGCUCGCCAUCACCCAGGUGCACGACGCCACCGCCAUAGUCGUCCUCAUCGUGGUGACCAUGGUGCUGCAGGGAGGGUUCUUCGGUGGCAGCGUGGUCAACCACCUGGACCUGUCGCCCAACUUCGCUGCCACCGUCACCGGCCUGUCGGAGGUGGUGAGCGAGGUGGUGUCCAUCCUCGCGCCCACGCUGGUGGGGGCCAUCAUCAACGGCGAGCAAACCCGGGCCCGGUGGCAGAUCGUAUUCUACACGUCCAGUGCCAUCAUCAGCCUGCCGUACUUGAUCUUCUUCUUCUUCGGCUCCGUUGAAGAACAGCGCUGGAACAGGCCGAAGGAAGAGCCCGAAGCUGACAAACGCAACAGCAAGCUGUCUGCAGCUUGAAAGCUUGAUAACCACCGCCGUCGACUCCCAGCUUGACAUCUCGCCCGCGCGGCAGAACGUGUUGCACCCAUGUGCACAUUCUUGACAGAGCGCCAGUCUAUACUUUUACUAAAUAUUUCUUUGGAAACCACUUGCCAAGAUAUAUAUGUAUAUGUAUGUGUAUAUGUAUAUAUAUCGAUGUGUGUAUGUGUUUCCGCAUGGACUCCAAAACGCCUGAAUCGAUAUUGAUGAAAUUUUCAGGCAAUCUUCAGAAUAGCCCAGCGUGUGACCCUGUGAAGUUUGGUAGCGAUCGUAUCUAUAAAUUUUGUGUCAUAUUUUUCAAUACAAAUUACUACAAAAUUAUAUUUUUUUGGAUUUUUGAACAUUGAAAAUUAAAAGUGAUAUUAGGGUCGCUAGUAGUUUAUCAACUUUGUCUAACACACGGUCACGAUUAUUUUUUCAAACGUAAAAUACGUUUAUACAGAUAAUACUGAGUAUUUCGAUACGAAAAUCGGCGCAUAAUUUUAUAUUUUAAUUGAUGUUUCAUUCAAGCAUAAUUUUUUGAACCAUGAAAAAAAAAAGAAUCCCAAUAUUCAAUUAUUUUGAAUUUAUUUUGUUUUAUUAUGCUUGUUGAUGUGCGCAGUUAACACUGGAAAGUUAUUCAGGGAACUGUAACCGUUGCAGGUACUGGGAAAAAUCAAUCAAAGCAUAAAUACCCGGGUUAGAAACAGAACCCAGUAUUACGACAAAUACUAUUGUGUAGUGAUACAAUUGUUUUCUCGUAAAUGUAAACAUUAAAAAAUAUUUGUAAUUUUACAUGAAUAUAUCGGUUUUAUUAUCAAAAAGUUACAGUGAAUAAUGUGGUUGGGGGGGGGGGGGGGGAUAUUUACCGAACGAACCCAUCUAGGUCUAAACAUAUUUUUUCAGCCAUAACUUUUUGUAUCGAUUAAUUUUCAAACGUUGGAUAAUUUAAAGCAAAAUAUAUAAUUUAACUGAAUGCCUGAAGUGCCUAUAUAGUUAUUGGUUGCUACAAAUAGUUCCUCGUGUGAAUUCGUUGGCGUUUAGUAUUGAAUUAAAUUUUGGGAAAGACUUCAACUGUGUGUAAUACCUACUGUCUAUACACACUAUUGUCAUGGCCUUUGAAAAUCUACUAAUGCCCGAUCUUUACCCCAGCAAAGGCAAAUUUUAAAUAUUAAAAUAUAAAAGGCGUAAAAACUGCUGAAACCAACAUGGCGUCUUAGGGUAACAUCUCUACCCUUUAAAGCAAAGAAUAACCCCUGAACUCCGUAAAGGUUGUAAAUUUGACUUUUCGUAGUUGUUUAACAUUGAAAUAGCCAGGAGCUAAAGGUCACUACAUAUUGAGUUACAUCUGUGACGUAUGCAUAGAUUAGCUAGAUUUUUAGAAGGACGUUUUUAAUGAAAGUUCCUAUGUUCUAAGGGAAGACCAAAUAAUUAUUUGCAGAGGAUUAAUUGAAAUGUGAAAUGUAUUUUUUUUGAAAUGUUCUGUUGAAUUCUAAAAUAAAGCAGUGCUGUUACUGUCCA
Bacillus rossius redtenbacheri is the source of this 3002-nucleotide messenger RNA. Its product is annotated as sialin-like. The transcript has 9 exons. Gene Ontology annotation, cellular component: membrane. Gene Ontology annotation, molecular function: transmembrane transporter activity. Bases 42 to 1481 code for a protein of 479 amino acids. Gene Ontology annotation, biological process: transmembrane transport; monoatomic anion transport. NCBI's taxonomy places the organism in Eukaryota, Metazoa, Arthropoda, Insecta, Phasmatodea, Bacillidae. The record is from RefSeq and is a predicted model, not a curated record.